Molecule: messenger RNA, 338 nt
Organism: Vicia villosa (hairy vetch)
Lineage: Eukaryota; Viridiplantae; Streptophyta; Magnoliopsida; Fabales; Fabaceae
Exons: 1
Source: RefSeq, a predicted model, not a curated record
AUGCAUAAUAAGGUUGUCUUGGACCUGGACCAUACUGCUCACGAUGAUAUCCGUUGGACGCCAUUCACCAACUACACUGCUGUUGUCCCAUUUGAUCGCAUUGCGUUAUACUCUGGAUGGUUGGCAUGCGGGGCCAACACCAUGGUUAGGUAUCUGACGGAGCGGUGCAUGAGGCAGUUUGCACGUGUGCAGAUGAUACCUAGGUCAUUGUUUGAGGUUGCUCCCGACACAGUUACCCGAGUGAAGCUCACUGCCAAAUUUAACGAUUGGGCACAUCAUUUGGUCCCGGAGGAGUAUCGUCGCAUGCAGGCCACCAAGGAGUGGCAUUGUGUAGAGGG